This is a messenger RNA of Oncorhynchus nerka (sockeye salmon), 1425 nucleotides long. Its product is annotated as homeobox protein Hox-C10-like. Gene Ontology annotation, molecular function: DNA-binding transcription factor activity, RNA polymerase II-specific; RNA polymerase II cis-regulatory region sequence-specific DNA binding. Bases 71 to 1084 code for a protein of 337 amino acids. NCBI's taxonomy places the organism in Eukaryota, Metazoa, Chordata, Actinopteri, Salmoniformes, Salmonidae. The transcript has 2 exons. The record is from RefSeq and is a predicted model, not a curated record. Gene Ontology annotation, biological process: regulation of transcription by RNA polymerase II. Gene Ontology annotation, cellular component: nucleus.
UUCCUACCCCUCUAUAAUCCUUUAGGGGGGCACUGAAGAGUGGUAUCAAAAUAAGAAAGAUAACAAUAAAAUGGAAUGUCCAAAUAGAAUCCCAGCUUCUAUCUUCCAUGUGGAACAGUUGGUAGGAGGAUCCUCUGUGUCCAAAGAUGAGGGCUAUUUCGGCAGUUCCGGAAUGUAUGCUCAAAGAGUUGCGACCGAGUAUGACUGUUCGACAGCGAGAAAUUAUGGAAUCGCUUCUUCGCCUCUCUCCAAAGCGGGAGCACAAUCUCCGACAAACACGGCUCUCAGCGUCUACCAUCAACAUCAUUACCUUUCGCAACUAAAUGCUUUUGGGCCUGAAUAUAAAAAUUCAUCCCAGGUAGCACAGCCGGUUAUCCGAUCCCUGUUUCCAUGUUCUUUCCCAUCGGACAGUGUGAAGGAGGACUCAAUGUUCUGCCUAUAUAGCGGAGAUCCAAACGGACGCACGGAUACAGUUGUUGGAACUUGUUCCUACACCCGGAUGGCUGAGAGACGCCAUCCCAGUCAAACGCACGAACAUUCUUGUCCGGAAUCCUCGACAGCUAAUCAACCGUACCUAAGGAAAGAGAAGGCGCAUGGCUUCGCAUCAGAAAGUAUCUUCUCUGUGUCCGGAAUUGAGACAGAUAAUCCAGAACUAUUUAACGACACCUGCGAAACCAAUCAGGAGGCGCAUCAGGCAGUGGCAGACAGUAAACUCGAGGAGAAUCACAGUCCCACGAAACAACUGCCUGAGAAAGAGAACGUCCUUAAAACGGACGGUAGCACAGACAACUCAGACAGUGAGGUUAAAGGGGACAGAUUGGAGAAUGUCUUUGGAAACUGGCUCACAGCGAAAAGUAGACGGAAAAAGCGUUGUCCUUACACCAAACAUCAAAUACUGGAACUGGAGAAGGAGUUCUUGUUCAACAUGUAUCUGACGCGAGAGCGCCGCUUGGAGAUCAGCAAGAGUAUUGACUUAUCUGACAGACAGGUCAAAAUAUGGUUCCAAAACCGACGUAUGAAGCUGAAGAAAUUCAACAGGGAGAGUCGAGUGAGAGAGCUAACCUCUGCUUAUGACUAUACUUAAACCUUACAUCUUAUUUGGAGAGAAAUACUUUUACGCGUAAGCUCCACAUACAGGCUAGGCAUGCACACAUACAGGAGAAAACAUCUAGAGCAGGAUAGGAAUUGUAAAGCCUUUCAAACAUCUUCACGUUUUUUUCGAGCCCAUGCAUGGUUUUAUGAAAAAUGUAAGUUUCAUGAUUUGACAGUGAAAUGCUAUGAUGCUCUAAAGAUGCACAUUGUUUAAAAGGCUGGAUAUUAAAGUGGCACUCCAGACUCCUUUUCACCUCAUUUAACACCUGAUGUAGUUAACAAAAGGCACAUCUCAAUAGGUGGUUCAGGUAUGUCAUGAAAUACAUAGCAAAA